UGUGUGUGUGUGUGUGUGUGUGUGUGUGUGUGUGUGUGGCACCAUGCUGUGGACGGUGCUGCUGGCGCUGCUGGUGCUUCUCCUGCUGCAGACUCAGCUCUCUGUUUGCUUACGGGAUCUGCGCAGCGGGGCGUCCGUUUCGCCUCUUCACUCUCCUCCUCCAUACUCUUCCUCCACCUCCUCAGCAUCAUCAUCAUCAUCCUCCUCUUACAACGCCACCCAGCAGCGGCUGCCCGGAGCUGUUAUCAUUGGCGUGCGGAAAGGCGGCACCAGAGCCCUGCUGGAGAUGCUCAACCUGCACCCAGACGUGGAGGUGGCGAAGGCCGAGGUCCACUACUUCAACGUGGAGGAACACUUCCGCCGGGGUCUGGCCUGGUACCGAGCCCAGAUGCCCUUCACCCUGCCGGGGCAGCUGACGGUGGAGAAGACCCCCGGCUACUUCGCAGCCCCCCAGGUUCCAGUUCGGGUGUGGGACAUGAACCCGGCCGUCCGGCUGUUGCUCAUCGUCAGGGACCCGGCGGAGAGGCUGGUCUCCGACUACACCCAGGUCCUCCACAACCGCCUGACGCAGCACAAGCCCUACCAGCCGCUGGACGAGCUGCUGCUCCACGAGGGCCACAUCAACCACGGCUACAAGGCGCUGCAGAGGAGCCUGUACCAUCUGCACCUGGCCCGCUGGCUGGAGGUCUUCCCCCGGGAGCAGAUCCACGUGGUGGACGGCGAUGCGCUCAUUCGGGACCCGUUCCCGGAGCUGAGGAAGGCGGAACGGUUCCUGGACCUGCCACCCAGGAUAAACCCCAGCAACUUUUACUUCAACACCACCAAAGGCUUCUACUGCCUCCUGUCCGCCGGACACGACAAGUGCCUGGACGAGUCUAAAGGCCGACCGCACGCUCCGCUGAGCGCGCAGGCCUUGAAGAAGCUCUGCCGGUACUUCAGGAAGCCCAACAAACGUUUCUUUGAGAUGGUGGGAAGGUCGUUCUCCUGGUGCUGAUGAAACUGUCAGGGACAGAAAACUGUUUCUGAUGGCAGAUGAUGUUUUUCUAAAUACCUUCUCAGGUAUAAAUGCGCUGCAUUCAUGUGGAAGUGACUGAAAAUCUGGUGGAUAAAACCCGAACCAAGCCGGUGCCUCUUCAGAAACAACAAAGCUACAACAACUGUGCCAUUAAAAAGCUGGGAUCAACCUGUUGGCUCGGUUCUGGAGCUGAGCAGACGGCUGCCAUGUCUGAUUGUUGCACUAAUGACCAAAUUGCAUUAAAAGUCAAUCAGUGUAAAUAUUCUCGGUUCAGAAGAUCUCGCUCUCAUUUCUGGACGGCUGUACAGAAAUGUUUGCUUUGUGAAACGUUUCGUUUCUCAUCAGCUGCUUUUGUUUUCGUUCUGUUAGAAAAUCUUAGUAAAGACAGGAAGUGUCUUGUAAACGUUUUCUUACCUUUUCAACUUUAUCACAUUUCGUCAUGUUACGACCAAAAACCUGAAUCCAUUUUAUGUGCUACAGAAGUAAAAACAUCAUUUUGAAGUGGAAUAAAAUUAUUUCUAAAGAAUAUUACUGCAAAUUUUACAAAACGCAGCAUGAAUUCCUAUUAACUGUCUUUUAUAUCAGUACACAUAAAUAAAAUCCAGUGCGAACCUGACAACAUGGCAGCUGUUAGGCCUGAACUCUAAAAAUCACAACAAAGAAAACUCGAUGUUUGGUACAAAACCUACAGGAAACAUACAGAAAAAUGUUCUUUAAUCAGAUGAGACCAAAACUAAACCUGCAGGCUUCCAUGCAAAACAGCAGAAAACUAAAAGUUCCCGUCCGACACCAACAGCAGCUGCUGCACAGUUUGAAAUGAAUCCUUUAAUGGAAACAACAUCAUAAAAAACUCAGGAUUUUCAAUGAAACAUUUUUGUGCUAGAAUGAGCAAAUCUGCAAUGGAAACACUUUUCUCACAUCACACAAGCCACGCAGCCAAAAAGACGAAGACGACGACAGGAAGCAGCAGGACGAUGAUAUUAACGCGGCUUGUUUCUUAUUUCUGACAGCCACAGAAAAAAUCUCAGCAUCUCAUCGUUCAGAAAGCGUUGUGUCAUGCAAAGUGCUGAAUAUCGCAUCUAUACAUAGCCACGUAUUUAAAAUUAAUUUCAAUAAAAAUGUGAAAACUAUGAAUUCUUUUCCUCCACUGCAGAAGUGUGCUCCUUGGUGUUGGUCUUUCUCUGACAUCCCAAUGAAACACAUUGAAGUUUAUAGUCACAACAUGACAAAAUGUGAUGAAGGGUACCGAUACUUUAGCACUGCAUUGUGUGUAUAUAUUGUAUUUCUAGCCCUUUUUUAAUGACACAUUUUCAUUUACGUUACAAGUGAAGCCCAACAUGGUGUUAUUGUUAAUAUCUGUAGUUUUUUUCCUAACGUCCUAAUAAAUGCAUUCAGACUUUA
This is a messenger RNA of Xiphophorus maculatus (southern platyfish), 2416 nucleotides long. RefSeq names its product heparan sulfate glucosamine 3-O-sulfotransferase 1-like (gene hs3st1l2). NCBI's taxonomy places the organism in Eukaryota, Metazoa, Chordata, Actinopteri, Cyprinodontiformes, Poeciliidae. The transcript is spliced from 2 exons. The record is from RefSeq and is a predicted model, not a curated record. Bases 44 to 994 code for a protein of 316 amino acids. Gene Ontology annotation, molecular function: [heparan sulfate]-glucosamine 3-sulfotransferase activity.